Molecule: messenger RNA, 2044 nt
Organism: Gadus macrocephalus (Pacific cod)
Lineage: Eukaryota; Metazoa; Chordata; Actinopteri; Gadiformes; Gadidae
Gene: brd7
Product: bromodomain containing 7
Exons: 17
Coding region: 106-1956 (616 amino acids)
Biological process (GO): regulation of transcription by RNA polymerase II
Cellular component (GO): nucleus
Source: RefSeq, a predicted model, not a curated record
CAGGGGGCGCUGAAGCCGCGCAGAGAGGCCGACCGCCCCUACUCCCGAAGGACAGAGAUCACAAAGAAAGAAACACAGAGCGACCGUGCAUCAAAACAGUAAACAAUGGGAAAGAAACACAAGAAGCACAAGUCCGACAAACACGGAUUUGAAGACGUGGGAGAGAGUAGACCUCUGAAGCUGGUCCUGAAGGUAGCUGGGAAUGAAGUGACGGCGGGGAGCUCGAGCCGGGACACGUUCUACGAUGAGCAGUCAGCCGACUACGACAAGCCCAGGGAGAAGAAAAAGAAGAAGAAAAAGGACAAGGACCGGGUGGUAGGGUCCCCUGAUGAUGGGAAGAAAAAGAUGACCAAGAAGAGAAAGGCUCAAGAUGCAGACGGAGACUGGGAAGAACCGGAACAGAACAGAACUCCAAUCCGCUCUGAGCUGGAUAAACAGGAACAGAAAGAGCAGACUCCUCUACAGGAGGCGUUGAACCAGCUCAUCAGACAGCUGCAGAGGAAAGACCCAAGUGCGUUUUUCUCCUUCCCAGUGAAUGAUCUCAUCGCUCCUGGCUACACUCUGGUCAUCAAGCGGCCCAUGGACUUCAGCUCCAUGAAGGAGCGGGUGAAGACGGAGUGGUACCAGUCGCUGGUGGAGCUGAAGACAGACUUCAGGGUUAUGUGUGAAAACGCCAUGAUGUACAACAAGCCCGAGACCAUCUAUCACAAAGCUGCCAAGAAGCUGCUGCACUCAGGCAUGAAGAUCCUCAGCCCGGAGAGGCUCCAGAGCCUGAAGCAGAGCAUCGAGUUCAUGUCGGGCCUGGACCUGAACGCCACCAAGCCAGGGAAGACCGAGGACGACGGUGGGGCCGGCAUGGACCAGAGCCGGGACGGGCUUGGGGCCUUGUACUUCAGCGAGAGCUCCCAGUCUCCAAGCACUCCCAGGCAGGACAAGGAGUCCAAAGAGGAGGUGCUGAAGGCGGAGAAGGAGCUGGAGGAGAUCCGCAAGGCUGUGGAGGAGUCUGCCGGCAAGCUGACCAACCGGUCACUACAGUGCCAGCUGGAGUUCGGGAGGCGCAAAUCCGACGGCUCCACCACGCUGGCCUUCCUCAACCCAGCGGACCCCUCAGCAGGAGAGGCGGGCUUCUGUCCGGUGAAGCUGGGCAUGAUGAACAACCGUCUGCAGAGCGGAGUCAACUGCCUGCAGGGCUUCAGGGAGGACAAGAGGAACUGGGUGACUCCAGUGUCCUACAUCAACCACGGGCCGUUCACCUCCUACGCGCCCACCUACGACUCCAGCUUCGCCAACGUGGGCAAAGAGGACUCGGACCUCAUCUACUGCUUCUACGGAGAGGACGCCAGCCUGCACGUCUCUGAGAGCAUGUCAGAGUUCCUGUCCCGCUCGGAGGAGUACACGUACAAGCUGGCCGACAAUCUUCUGGACGCCAUGACCCGCGGAGAACAUUCCAGAUCGCUGGCGGGAACGGAACGGGUGGAAGAGCAGACCAGAACACCUGGGACCAAGGAUGCCACCAAGGCGCUGGAUCCAGAGCUCAGCGCUGGCAGUCGCUGCAGCUCCCUGAUGAGUCCGGACCCAACCCCCCCGGAGCUCUCAGACGGUGCCCAGCUCUUCCAGGAGAAGCUGGACGAGACCACCCUGCUGCUGCGCGAGCUGCAGGAGGCGCAGAGGGAGCGUCUGAGCUCCAGGCAGCCGCCCAGCGUCAUCCACCUGCUGGCCCCCAACGCCAAGGAGCUGCAGCUGGCUGAGAAGGUGACGGAGAACCUGACCCGGCUGACCAGCCAGGUUGCCCCCAGCGACGUGAGCAGCGUCCGCAGCAUCCGGAGGGCCAUGGGCGUCUCAGUGCCCUCGGAGCCCAGCGGGCCGCUGGUGGACCUCACCACCGUGCAAGACGUGUCCGAGCCCAUGGACGUCUUGUGUCGGAGCCAGGACGGGACGCCGGUGUUGGCUGUGUAACAUCAACGUCCUAAUAUCUCGUGGUGCUUUUUGUGUGACAUUUGUAUGCAUUGCAGUUAAUAAACUUCAGUUUCAACUUUGUUUUUUU